CAGAGUAUAUGAAAGAAAGACAUUCAGACAGUUUGAAAGAGUGUGUGUGUGUUUCACUGUGAGAAAUUAGUGGUUGUGCAGAAGAAUCAGCGAUGAGGAAGUGCUUGUAUCUUUUGUCUGUUGUGUUUCACAUGGCUGCAGGCUGUGAGCUGGUGAAGAAGACAGCAAUAGAGAAGGUGACUGGGUUCACAGGAGAGUCUGUAGUUCUGCCCUGCGUCUGCACUGACAUUCAUCACAACCCAAGCUCUGUAAAAUGGGAGUUUAAUAAAAAGGAAUUUGGGAAAGAUCAAGAAAUUUACCCUAAACUGACUGGACAUCACAGAAACAGAGUGAAACUGGUCAGUAAAAACUCUCCAGGAAACCUCUCUCUACUCAUAUCAGACCUGACUGAAGAGGACCAGGGAAUCUACACAUGUUUUGUACAGGCGGAAAAAAGAGAUUUAAUACUCUUUGUUGAAGUAAAAAGAGGAACUUCAGUGCCAUCAAGGAAAACACAGACAACACCUCCGUCAGAACAACCUCGGAGGAAAGAAACGUCAACCGCUACACCUACAUCAUCCUCAACAACACAAGUAGGAAGAAGAGAAACUUCAAUGCAAUCGAGAAAACCAGACACAACACCUCCAUCAGAGCAGCCUCAGAGUAAAUCAACAACUUCGCUUCCUGCAUCAUCGUCAACAACACAAGGCUGUGUUCUUUCUGUUAAAAAUCACACAGAAAUCACACAACACAAAGGUGGUUCAGUGCUGUUACCCUGCUCCUGCUCUGACCUGCUCUCCAAACCUCAGAAAUUCACCUGGAUGUUCUUUAGACCAGGACAGUGGACUGAAUUAAAUAAUAAACACUACCGUGGCAGAUAUCAGCUGUUUAAUUACACUUCUCCUGCUAAUCUGUCACUACUCAAAUCUGACCUAAGAGAAGAAGAUCAGGGAGUCUACAGGUGCAGCACUGAGAAGGAACACAGAGACUUCACUCUUUAUGUUAAAGGCUGUGAGCUGGUGAAGAAGACAGGGGUAGAGAAGGUGACUGGGUUCACAGGAGAGUCUGUAGUUCUGCCCUGCGUCUGCACUGACCUACAGAACGACCCGAUGAGAGUAACAUGGGAGUUUAAUAAAAACAAUCACUCUCAGGAGAUUUACUCUAAACAGACUGGACAUCACAGUAACAGAGUGAAACUGGUCAGUAAAAACCCUCCAGGAAACCUCUCUCUCCUCAUAUCAGACCUGACUGAAGAGGACCAGGGAAUCUACACAUGUUCUGCACAGGCCGAUUUCAGAGAUUUGAGACUGUCUGUUAAAGUAGGAAGAAGAGAAACUUCAACACAGUGGAAGAAACCUGACACAGCACCUCCUUCAGAACAUCCUCAGAGUAAAACAACAAAGUCUCAACCUGCAUCAUUCUUAAAAACACCAGAACAAGUUUUCGGCAUUGUGGCAGUUUUAAUGUUGGUAAUACCCGGUGUAGUGGCGUUUAUUUGUUGGAGACGCAAAGGAGGAAAAUGUGGAGAGAAAGUGAUUACUGAAGGAUGUCCAUAUCAUAAAGGAAAUCAGAAGGAUGAGAUUUUGUCUGAAGAUGCUUCAUUUACUACUGUCACUUACACCUGCUAUGCUACUGACCCACAUUAACACAGCCGGAGCAGCAGAUGUUCAGGUCGUCAGUGUAGAGGAAACUGAUUAUGCCAAAAUUUUGACAAAUAAAUCCACAGUAAAUGCACACACGUUCUCAUGUAUAACAUUAAAAAAAAUCAUUAUUAUGGAAGGCACAAAAUUCACAGAAUUCAUUUCAAUUUGAACUUUGAUCAUGUGUAAUAUUAAAUAGUUUUAGGCCAUUUGCAUGUGUUUUACAUUUUUUUUAUGUUAGCUAAGGGUAAUGUUCUGCAUUCACUGUAAUCUUUAAACAUUGCUGAUUAAUAAUCUUUUAAAUUAUAUUUUAAAUGUAUGUGCCAUUUAUUUCUUAUGUGUAACAUUUUUUUAUAUCACGUUCAGAAAUGAACAUUCCAGAAGGCUGUUACCAUCAUACUAAUACAGAAGUUCUUGUUUGUGACUUGUGAUUAAAAAUAAAAGAAGAACGAUUGUUGAAUCUGA
Molecule: messenger RNA, 2084 nt
Organism: Silurus meridionalis
Lineage: Eukaryota; Metazoa; Chordata; Actinopteri; Siluriformes; Siluridae
Product: junctional adhesion molecule-like
Exons: 10
Coding region: 93-1625 (510 amino acids)
Biological process (GO): cellular response to lipopolysaccharide; immune response; T cell costimulation
Cellular component (GO): external side of plasma membrane
Source: RefSeq, a predicted model, not a curated record